GAGGAGACAGAAACCAGAGUCAACGCUCAAGCUGCAGCAUAUGAAUACACGGCUGCAUAUAUUGAAAAUGCCAAGCAGGUUGGUCGACUGGAGAAUGCUACUGGCUGGUACCACAGUCACUCAGACUAUGGAUGCUGGCUCUCAGGCAUAGAUGUCAGCACUCAGAUGCUCAACCAGCAGUUUCAGGAGCCUUUUGUGGCUGUUGUGAUCGAGCCCACUCGGACCAUUUCUGCAGGGAAAGUCAACCUUGGUGCCUUUAGAACGUACCCAAAGGGCUACAAACCUCCAGAUGAGGGACCAUCAGAAUAUCAGACAAUCCCUCUGAACAAGAUAGAAAACUUUGGUGUGCACUGUAAACAGUAUUACACCUUGGAGGUCACCUACUUCAAAUCUUCCCUUGAUAGAAAACUCCUGGAACUCCUUUGGAAUAAACACUGGGUUAGUUCCUCAAACCUCCUUACGAACUCAGACUACACCACAGGCCAGGUGUUUGACCUGUCGGAGAAGCUGGAGCAGUCGGAGGCCCAGCUUGGCAGAGGCAGCUUCAUGCUCGGCUUGGACACACACGACAGGAAGUCUGAGGACAAACUAGCCAAAGUGGCAUGAGAUAGCUGCAAGACGACCAUAGAAGCAAUUCAUGGGCUGAUGUCUCCAGUAAUUAAGGACAAACUCUUCAAUCAAAUUAACACAUCUACCAAUUAAAGCUAAACCUCAAGGCAGUUUGGAUUUCACCUGGAUAUAAUUUUUUUGUGUGUGUGCAUG
Melanotaenia boesemani (Boeseman's rainbowfish) is the source of this 762-nucleotide messenger RNA. RefSeq names its product COP9 signalosome complex subunit 5-like. Gene Ontology annotation, cellular component: cytoplasm; COP9 signalosome. The record is from RefSeq and is a predicted model, not a curated record. NCBI's taxonomy places the organism in Eukaryota, Metazoa, Chordata, Actinopteri, Atheriniformes, Melanotaeniidae. The coding region runs from base 166 to 606 and encodes 146 amino acids. Gene Ontology annotation, molecular function: metallopeptidase activity; deNEDDylase activity. Gene Ontology annotation, biological process: protein deneddylation. The transcript is spliced from 2 exons.